GUGUAGCGAGAUCGUGCAAAACAAACUCUUCUUGAUACACAACCAUUUUCAGUAUAAAUGAAGAAUCAAAAUAUUUUUACCAUCUUAUGACUUCAUAUGGACAUUCCUAUUGCCAGCAUCUUAUCUUGGUUGGAGCGAACAUUUCCUGAUGAACUUUGUGCAUGCGUCCACGACGCAACCGGGACGAAUAUCAAAUUUAGCUGGGUAGGAAUUUCGUUGCGCGCUAGCGCAUAGGGCACGUAUAAAUCAACUUUAAAUUUUGUGAGAUCGCGUUCCGGCAAGUCUGCCGCGCCGAAACAGCUGUCCUCCGGCGGGCCGAGGAGAGUGCCAGGCACCGGCGCCGUGCCGGGGCGCCAGAGUGGCCGACAUGGCCCAGCCGAUCCCUCUAGAGCACUACCUGGACAGCCUGGAGAGUCUGCCGGCUGAGCUGCGGCGCAACUUCACGCUGAUGCGGGACCUGGACGAGCGGUCGCACGGCCUCUCGCGCACGCUGGAGCGCGAGUCAGACGAGUACCGGGCGGCAGCUGGCGGCCUGGGGCCUGACGGUCGCCGUCGCCUGCUCGCCCAGGUGGAGCGGCUCUUCACCAAGCUGCGCGAGUUCGCCGACGACAAGGUGCAGCUCGCCAUCCAGACGUACGAGCUGGUGGACAAGCACAUUCGCCGGCUGGACUCGGACCUGGCGCGCUUCGAGUCGGAGAUCAAGCAGAAGGCGCUGGGUCAGCGCACCGGCGCGGCCGCCGACGAGAAGAAGGCCGUCAAGCGGAAGGCGGAUAGCACACAGCGCAAGCGGCGGGGUUCCGACGACGACGACGACGACGACGACGACUCGCCGCCACAGAAGAAGCGCGCCAAGAAGGCGGCGGCGAGUCAGCUGGCGCUGCCCAUCACGCACCCGUCGGACGUGCUGGACAUGCCGGUGGACCCGAACGAACCCACGUACUGCCUCUGUCACCAGGUGUCUUACGGAGAGAUGAUUGGCUGCGACAACCUCGACUGCCCCAUCGAGUGGUUCCACUUUGCCUGUGUCGGACUCUCCACCAAGCCCAAGGGCAAGUGGUUCUGUCCAAAGUGCAACCAGGACAGAAAGAAGAAGUGAGCGUCUGGAAAGGAUGGUGUGCGCGUUUCCGUGACGGGUGUUUGCCGCGGGCAUGUCGUAUUUUAUAUGUUUAGGCUGACAUGAGCUAACUGAUCAUCGAUAACGGCCGACUUUAUAGAAGAGUCGCGUAAUCUCACAUCGGCACGCCUCUUACAUUUGUAUUGUCGCUUUCUCCAUUGGUCUCACUGUGGCUCAGAUUCGCUUCCGCCGACAAUGCGAACAUGUCGGCAAUGCUGUUUGUCGUCGGUACGCUGUCCGUGUGUUGCCAAGGGCCACCAUUGAUGGCACAUUUUUGUAGCUAGUCGUCAGCACUUGUUGAUUGUUCCGCCAGUGAGUUGCUUUUCACAUGAUGCACCAGUGUUCUACCUGUCUGUCUCAAUAUGCGCCUCUCUUGAUCCAUUAACCAGGUUUGUAAUUUUCGAGCCGUUUUGUGAGCUAUCGCGUCCCACUGGUUGCCGUGCGCAGAUUCGCGACCUGCUGCCUCGGCCCAUUUCCUCAUUGUGCGCCGAUUUGCUGUUUGGUUCUUCGACAGCCCUCCCGAAGCGAUUUACAUCGUCACGUUUGCAGUGUGUGGAGCAUUUCGUCGCCAGUUCAAAGCCUAUGGGUGCUCUGUGUGAUCGCUGCGGGGACCAGGCACGCGACUGGCAGAGUCGCACCCGCCCCCGGCUGACUCGGUUGUUAGCAGGGGCGCGCGUAGCGCGCUGCACCGCCUGGACGCCACUGUGCGGUUUCAGAUGACCCGAGCAGGGUAGCAUGUGUGUACUGAUCUGCUUUUGAUACAGAAUUAUAGAAUGUCAAAUUAUGA
Messenger RNA from Pollicipes pollicipes, 1901 nucleotides. Its product is annotated as inhibitor of growth protein 4-like. Gene Ontology annotation, cellular component: nucleus. Gene Ontology annotation, biological process: regulation of DNA-templated transcription. The record is from RefSeq and is a predicted model, not a curated record. NCBI's taxonomy places the organism in Eukaryota, Metazoa, Arthropoda, Thecostraca, Pollicipedomorpha, Pollicipedidae.